CCCUACCACCGUGUAAACAGAUAUCAACGCGGUCCGCUGUCGCGGUCGGGGUUACCGUAGAAAAACAACACUGAUUAUAAAAUGCCACUGAUCAGUCGCGUCGGGUUUACGGGACCUACAAUACACACACAUAUAUAUAUAUAUAUAUAUAUGUGUAUAUAUAUGUAUUGUAUACAUACGCGGAUAUAUUAUAAAUACAGAGCCUCCGAAGCUCCGACACAGUGACAAUAACGAUAAUAACGAUGUGAUUUCGGCUCGGGGACGUGAAUUUAACAGCUAUAUAUAAAUAUAUAUAUAUAUAUAUCUAUAUAUAUAUAUAUCUAUGUAUAGUUGUUUGACAAUAUUUCGCUUCGUAAUUCCUUUUUUUUUUUUUCUGUCGGUUCUCGCGGCGUUUCAAAAAUGAAAGGCAAAGACACUGCAGGUAUGAAUGCGAUUUCGCGUACCAUAAUAAUUACUAUUGUACCUAAAUUACUAUAGCCGCGGAAAAAAUCCAACGCACCAUUUGUGUACGUUUGUGCCUGCCAAAACGCGCAUCACUGAAUGAAAAUACAUUUUUUUUUUUUUUUUUUAUGUUAUCAGAUUAUGCAGUUUCAAAAAGUCUCAUCGCACAAUCCGUGAACUUAGACGAGGCGAUCGAACUGACCGGUAAGUUCGCGGAAAUUAUUUUUGAGAAAGUUUUUUACCGGGGCCCGGGAAAAGGGAGGGACGGGGGGCCAGAGCGCCGGUUCAUUUGUACAUGUUUGAUAAAGAGUAUUAUGCUUUGUUCCGCCCGGCUAAAAAUUCUUUAAAAUUAACUAUUUACAAACAAACAACGUGAAAUAAUAAUUCAACUCGCGACUCACAACUUAUACGUGCGCGGAUUUAGGAAUCUUGAAAAUUCCGCAGAUUGUAUGGGUAUCGUAUUUUAAUUAAACCCGUUUUAAGUUCAAAUUUUAACGAAAAUCGUAAAAAUAAUUCGGCGUUUCUCGCGUUAAUUUUUGAUUUAUGCGAGUGUAGUUUUUUAGUCAAGUAAAAAUGUUCGACAACUUAACACGAGGUUCAAAAUUUUUAUUUGACCGUUAAAAAAAAAAAUCCACGCGUAAUAUAGAAGUUUUUUUUUUAUACCUAUGCGUUUUAAGCUCAAAUGUUUUUUUUUUUUUUUUUUUUGUUUGCUUUCUCUCGAGAAAGAGACAAUUGCUGUGUCUAUAAUAUCCGUUACCUGUGUGUACACACAUAAUAUGUAUUAGAUACGCAUAUCUUUUGCUCGCAACUUAUGUAUACUUUAAGCGGCUUUCCUCUGGAUCAAUUAAGUUUAAACUCGAAAAUAAGAGUUGUUCUGUAGAAGGAUUGAAAAGGAUUAAUGUUGGGUUGAAUUUCAAUAUGAAUUUCACCAAGUUGUUAUAGAAGGAGGAGUUUUGUUUAGCUUUGAACAUUCCUACAGUCUACAGACUCUCACCUCGAAUGAAUCUAAAGGAUUGUAAUUUUGUAUAAAUAUAAUAUGCAUGUCGUUAAUAUUUCGCGAUACAGUAAUUAUGAAUUGAUGAUUGACGAACAAUUUGUUUUUUGAACAAAAUAUAUUUUUGUUCUUGGCUCAUUUUAGAUUCUGAAUGCAGCGAAGAAUGUAUUGGUUUUAUAAAGGUUUUUAUUAUUUUUUUUUUUUAUGUGAACACUUUUUACCAGAAAGCUUACUCCGAUAGACCUUUUUCUGAAAGGAAAUUUUCUUGGGGUGGAACUUGAAGGAAGUCAUUUUUUUGAUUUUCUUGGCAGUUUUCCCAAUAAAAGGGAAAAAGUGAGAUAAAAUGUGAAAAUUUACGAAGUAUAUUAGUAAAAUAUUAUGGUUUUUUUGUUUUUGUGGAAAACUUUUCUAUUACCAAUUUUGCUCCGAUCUUUAAUGAUGGUAUUUUUGUCUAAAAGAAAAUCUGACUGGAGAGAGACUUUAGGAAAGUUAUUUUUCGAUUUUUUCGAAUUUUACCAGAAAAUAUGAAAAACCGAGUAUGUGCGUUUUUUUAAAUUUUAAUUUCAUCAUACUAUUACAUUUUAUUAUAAUAUACGGAGUGAUUCAUUGAGCAUGCUUAGGGCUCACUUCAUUUUCAUCGUUCCUUUUUGCAUAUAUUCAAAAUUUAAUAUUUGGGAUUUUUAAGUGAAGCCGAUAUUUUCAAAUACUUAGAUUAUUCAUAAAAUUUAGGAAGUAUCAUAUAUAGAGAGUGUUUUUCAAAUGUCAACCUACAUGUUUGAUUACAAAUCGUAAAUAAUAUAAUAUUUCUGAAAACGUUGACAUAUGUAAACGAAAUUUGUGUUUCUGAAUUAUUCUGCUAUAGAAUACUAAGGUGUAAAAAGCAUUAUUUGUGUGGCAGCACGGCGAGCGGCGUUUUCAAAGCGCUUCACUACUUUUCUCCUACUUAAACUUAAAAGUGGAAUAUCUCGUGAUCGUGUUGAUGGGAAUCAAAAACUUUAACAUCAACAUUUAUUUUAUCUAUUAUUUACAUAUUUAUGGAAUUUUUAGUUUAGGUUCACAUUUGAAAAACCAAAGUUGUCACAUGAUGCACCUUAAAUCUAAAUCUAAGCAUUCGAAAAUAUCAUCUUUAACUGUACACUAAAAAAAUUCCAAAAAUCAGAAUAUUAAUACAUACACAAUUAAACUAUGAAAACGCGGUGAGCAUGCUUAAUGAAUCUUCUUGUAUACGAGACAUGAGGUAGUAUUUGAUUUAAACUGUUAAAAUAUUGUGUUACUGACAGUUUAUAAUAUUUUGAUCAUUGAUAGACGUAUUACGUAUACAUGUUUUUUGCUAAUCGAUUGCCGAACAACAAAUUACGAAACAAAUUUUUUUUUCGUCUAACAUUUUCAGAUCGUAAUACUAAAUACAUAGAGUAGAUAAUAUUAUAUUCGUUGGGAACUAAUUUUUAGUCAAUCAUGUACAAUUAUGUUAACUAUAUUUUUGGCUUAUAUUUAGAUAUUUUUAUUUGCGUAGAUAACAUAGAGAAAAUCACGUGGUGGUAUUAACUCAAAUGAUUUAAUAAAAACUGAGUUCCGAUCUUCUUAGUUACUAUAGUAUCGAAUAAACCUAGACUUAGUGAUAUGGAUAAGUCAUAAAUGUAUCUGAGAAAAAAAAACCUAUUAAUUGAAUUUACUUUAUCGCAUUUUACACCUAACUCAAAUUAUGAGUUCGCUUACAAAUCGAAUGAAUGGUUAAUUACGAAUUAUUGACAUGUGGUAUUUAAGAGACAAACAUAAUACCCAUCGAUCAAAAUGAGUGCAGUAAAUUGAAGUGUUGUGGCAAAGUAAAAUAAUAUCAUAUUAUGUGAGGUUGUGAUGUUAAGUAAUGUGCAAUUUUAAUAUAGGUGCGUACAUAAAUGAUCAGUAGAAUAUGAGUAAUAUAUACAAAUGUAUAGUACACAAUAUACAUUGAAUAUUUUAAUAUUUUUGUUGUUAGAGGUUUUAACAAUAAUUGAUUUUUGUGAACAUAAACAUAAAUUGAAAACUGUAUUAAUUUGUAAUAAAACAAAUUGUAAUUGUCUUUAAUUUCGUUUUAAAUUUGUACACAUUUUUUAUAGAGUCAAAAAUUUUGUCCACAUAAUUUUGAAAAUAGUUCGCGAAUUGCCAUGAUUUUUACGAUUUUCAUCAAAAUUUUAAUUGUAAAUGUUUCUAUAGUUGUAUAGUACCAGAGGAACAAAUUAUGAUGAACCAUAUAUCAAUUUUUCAAAUAUUUGAAAAAACAAAAAAAUGUUUAUCUACAAAAAUCUAAAUAAAAACUAAAAAGUUUCAAACGAUUAUAAAUACUUCAAAAGUCGUUAGAAUGUUUUGAACGCUGUACCACGUUUAGAUAAAAAAUAUACUUUAAGUAUUUUGUAAAAAUGUCAGAUUUGUACGUUUCUUUUAGCGCAUCGCAAUAAAACAAAAAAUAACAGGAAACUUUAUGGGGAUAACGAGCAUAAAUGUUUCUGAUUUUCUGACGUUUUUUCCCAAUCAUUGAAAACUAAAAGUGAAAUCAAAAAUUGAAUCUAAUUUCACCAACUAUCUACCAGAAACCAUUCCUGAACUUAAUAAUCGGAACAAGAUUUCUGGUGGGAAAGUAGUUCCACAAUCAGAAAAAUGAAUACGCAUCGUUGUAAAACUAAUGUAUUUCUCACUACGCUCAGAAUCUAAACAAGUGUAUAAUUAAAAUCAUGGGUAGUCACACAUAUAAUCAGGCACGUAACCAAAAGUGGGGGUAUAUUAGAUUACAACCGUCAAUCCGUGAGUCCCAUGAGUUUUUGAACACUUUUUUAAAAAAUAUUAAAAAUACAUAAUAUGUUUUAUUUUUUGACAACAUUCUUUCAUAAGAAGGCUAUAUAAGUUGACUAAGCAAAUUUGCGAACCUCCAUCCCCCAUGAGUUAAUUAUGGCUACGAGCUUAAUUAAAACUGAAUAAUUAUUUUCGUACUGAAAUCGAUAAUAAUUAAUAGGUGUAUACAAUUUGUAUAUGUCAUCAGGUUUUGGAAAAUGUCAGUACUACAUGUUGUUCGUAAGCUGUAUGUUUUUCAUGUCGUCUGCCAUUAGUUUGACGUCGGUGUCUUUCAUAAUGCUGGCGGCCCAAUGUGACUUUAAAAUGAUGUCCGUACACAAAGGCCUGUUAAACGGAGCUUCGAUGAUCGGUAAGUACCUAUACACGAACGUCGUACAUACACCCUAAAAUCUCGCGAUACGAAAAUAAUUCAGGUGUGUCACCUAACCAUGGUACAGGAUGAGUUUGUCAGUAUUUAUUUUAUACUGAAUUGCAGGAAUAUUUUUUGGAUCAUUUACUUGGGGCUACGUGGCAGAUACCAAAGGCAGGAAAUUUGUGUUGAUCACUUGUAUGCUGAUAGACGGUGUCUUCAACGUCAUAGCCGGUGUAUCUCAGAUUUAUCCAGUGUUGGUGUUCUGUAGACUAAUGAGCGGAUUCGGGUAAACAUAUAGUAAAAAAUAAUAUCAUACUCGCAAUAUACCUAUUAGGGUGGUCCUUAUUUUUCGCUUGUGAUUUUUUUCAGGUUACCCCCCCUAAAAAGGUUCGAUUACUAAAAAAAACGCUACAAAAAAAGUUUCAGGCAAAUUCAUUAAUAUUAACCCGUUCCACAACAGCUCUAAAUUUACAAAAAUUAAAUUUUUUUUUAAUAUAACUCCAGGAAAAAAAUACUUACAAAAAAUUUGUUAAAAUAUAAAUGAUAGAACACUACAUUUUAUACAAUUUGUUUCAUAUAUAAUAUUUUGCAAAUAUAUUAUUUUUUCAAAUAUUUUAAUUACAAGAUAAAAACAAGAAUAAUCUUAAACAUUUUAAUAUUUAAGGCAACUUAAAAUACAACUAAUAAUUAUUUAUAAUAAAAAUUUACAAUUAUAAUAACAUUGUUACCUAAUUAUUUUAUCUAUAAUAUAUUUUAAUUAUGAAUGAUAAAACCAAAUUAUUGUGAUAGUGCAGUAAGUGUUUCUUUUUUGUGGUCAGGAUAUUUUUUCCGGUAAUCACUAACAACUUGUAGAAGGUAUUGUUUUUGAGAUUCGUUUUUGGUAAUAUUGUCAUUAUAGUCCUCUAUAAGUUUUAAUCCCCUUUCUGCUACAUCGUUUAUUACUGGAAUAUUUUUUUUAUAACUAACAAAGCUUUAGAAUAGUCUUCAUUAUUUUCCCAAUUAAUUGGAUCUUCAUUCAAAAAAAUGGUGUUGAUGGAAAAUCUUUUAAAUAGUGUUUUAGUAUUACCACAUAUAAAAUCAUCGAUUUCCAUUUCUAAUAACUCAUUUGCAUUUUUUGGCGAUAUAGUUAAACGUUGUGCAUUUGAAAUUAAUUCUGAUGAACUUUCGUCGUUUUUUAGAGCAUGAGCCAUUUUUCUUUUUAUCUCCAGUGGCACAGCUUCAUCGAAAAAAUUGUACUAUAUCCAAUUAAAAAAAUAUAUUUCGACUCACGUAAACUAUCCCUGGUAAUCAUUGUAAGUCACUAAAAUAAAAUGUAUGACGUACAAAAUUUGAAAAUUUAAUACUCAACAAUUUUAGUGUGACACUGGUUGUUGUAGUAAGUCAACUGAGAAAUUAAUCAAUAAAUCGCAAAAUGACUACAAUGACAUGAUAUAUCCGAUAACAUAUAAGUAUAGAUUGUAAUAAUGUGUGAUGUAGAGAAUAAAGAAUGUAGAUAAUAUAUUAUUUGAUUGUCUGAGUCAUAAAAAUAAUCUUUAGGUAAUAAUCGCAAAAUAUGGGUACUGGGUAAAGUGCAUAUUAUUUAUUUGUGCAAUCGACCGAUAGCCGAUAAUGAUUAUGAUUUUUUUUUUUUGACCUUUUAGUUCAAAUAUUUAAAAAAGCUUUAAAUUUAUAAUAUAAAUUAUAGAAAACAAACUAUUGUAAAUUUAGUUUUCUUUAAUUUAUAAUCUAAAGAAUUUAUCGUGAGAUUCUUUUCUCUAGAGUUAUGUUGGUUUUAUAACAAAAACUUAACGAUUUUGAAAAAUUUUCUAUAUUUGUAACUUCAGAGCUGUUGUGACACGGGUUAAAUUUAUUUGAUUUGUCUAAAACUUUAUUUAUAUCAUUAUUUUUAGUAAUGGAACUUAUUAGGGGGGAGUAAUUUGAAAAAUUUGGUNUAGAAACUGCGUAUUUUUUUCCAUUUGCACUUUUUCUAUAUUCUAAUUUUUGUAAAUUUCUCCACUCUUUGUAUAAACCUUCCAGUUUGUUCACACACUUUUGUUCUGUUCUCGUUGGUAUGCGUGCCUUCCGCCAAAAAAUGAUUGUUUCUUGUAUCACUAAUGUAGCACUUUGAUGCAAAUUUAAGUUUACUUCACGCAUAUUAAAAAAUAGUACCAACAAAACUUGUUUGUUUGAUGGUAAUUUACUACCAACAAUUUGAUUUGUACUAUAUCCAAUCAAAAAAAUAUACUUCGACUCACGUAAACUAUCCCUGGUAACUAUUGUAAGUCAGUAAAAUAAAAUGUAUGACGUACAAAAUUUGAAAAUUUAAUGCUCAACAAUUUUAGUGUGACAGUGGUUGUUGUAGUACGUCAACUGAUAAAUUAAUCAAUAAAUCGCAAAAUGACUACAAUGACAUGAUAUAUCCGAUAACAUAUAAGUAUAGAUUAUAAUAAUGCGUGAUGUAGAGAAUAAAGAAUGUAGUUAAUAUAUUAUUUAAUUGUCCGAGUCAUAAAAAUAAUCUUUAGGUAAUAAUCGCAAAAUAUGGGUACUGGGUAUUUGUGCAAUUGACCGAUAGCCGAUAAUGAUUAUGAUUUUUUUUUUUUGACCUUUUAGUUCAAAUAUUUAAAAAAGCUUUAAAUNACUUCAGAGCUGUUGUGACACGGGUUAAAUUUAUUUGAUUUGUCUAAAACUUUAUUUAUAUCAUUAUUUUUAGUAAUGGAACUUAUUAGGGGGAGUAAUUUGAAAAAUUUGGUUAUUUUUUUUCAUACAUAAUAGAGGACCACCCUAUUACCUAUACCAUAAAUAAAUUAAAAAUCAUUCCUAACGAUAAACGAUAUUGAACAAAGUUUUGAUUAAAUAGGUUUUAAAAUGCCGUGAUUUGAACUUAAAAUGCUUAUAUUAAAAAUAACUACAUAACUCUCAAUUUUUUUUAUCACUAAGUAUAAUUUAUGAUGAAACAAGUUUUAGUAAACAGGUAUUAUUUACUAAAUAUCAUAUGUUAUAUUUAUAAUAAUAAUAAUUCGUGUUUUCCAUUAGAAUAAAACAGCGUUUGAUUUUUUUUACAUACAGAGUGGCUGGUGGUACAGUGGUUUAUUUGUACCUCGGAGAGUUCCUGAGCAUUAAAAUUCGGGAGAAAUAUCUAUGCUGGGCAGAGUUGUUUUGGACAUUUGGUAUUAUACUACUUCCAUGUAAGUAUUACAUCAAAAUCCGUGUAUGAUUUCGACGAUUUAAAACUUCAACUCGAUGUAAACGCAUUCGUAAAAUAACAAACUGAAACGAAAAUAAAUGUUCGGUGGGUUGCAGGAGUCCAAUUAGUUAGUUUUAAUAAACUUCUAGACGUUACGAAAUAGAUGACGCCUCGAGUUUAAUGUAAAUACAAAUUUAGAGACGUGUUUUUACAGGUAUAGCGUGGCUAAUCAUACCACUGACGUUCCGAAUCGAAUAUGGAUUCUUUUUGUUUAGAUCGUGGAAUUUAUUUACAAUUGUUUGCGCCCUACCCAGUAUAAUAUCAGCGUGCUUGUUAAUGAAGUUUCCAGAAACUCCAAAGUUCUUACUUGUCAUGGGUAAACACGACGAAACCAUCGCUUGCUUGAAGUUCAUCUACAGGUUGAAUAAUAAUGGCUCUGACGACAAAUUUCCCGUGAGUUUAUAUUUCUUCUUUUUAUAAGGGUUAUCGAUCACUAUGGCCAUAUCGACGCAUAUCCAAUUUUCCAAUUCUCUCUGUCAAAUGAUUUUAUUUUCCGGUUCAGACCCACCUUAAAUGUCAAGUGAUAAUAACUUUUUUAAGGGCAUUGGAAAUACAAAUUUAUCUGCGUGAUAGCCCGGCAUCCGCUGCUUCGGAUACGGAGAACAAGUGGUUAUUUGGUAAAACGAUAAGUAGAAAAAAAAAGGUUAACUAUUAUACAAUCAAAAUAAAUAAAUUUGAUCUUGGAUAAUCAGUAUGUUUUUACCACGUUCAAUAAUAUUUGUUUAAUAUUAUACCUAUUUUCCCGUUUUUUUUUUUUUAUGGUUUUCCCAUGUUUUCCCCUGGUUUUUCCUACUUAUUGGGAAAAUCAAAAAAAGACCUCCCUAAAGUACCUUUCCAGUCAGAUUUCUUUUUAGAAAAAGUGUAAUCAUUGUAAGUUGGAGCAAAAUUGCUAGUAGAAAAAAUGUUCACAAGAAAAAAAAGGCUGUAAUAUUUUUAUCAACUAGUACCUAUAUUUCGUACAUUUUCCAGUUUUCCCUUCGUUUUUCGCAGAUUUUCUUUUUUAGUAAUAUUAAUCAACAAUAAUAAUAAUCAUAAACAAUUAUCAAAAUUAGCAUUUCAAUAAAAUAAUCAACAAUAAUCAUAAUCAUGAUUUAAAUAAGCUUUAAUAAUAAUAAUAAUGAGCAUAAUAACAAUAAAAUCAACAUCAUAUCAAUACUUUUAAUAAUAUAAAUUAACAAUAAUAAUAAUCAGUAUACCUGUAAAAACUAUCAAUCAUAAUAAUAAUCAUCAACAAAAGUCAUAAUCGGCAUUUUAAUAAAAUAACCAACAAUAAUCAUAAUCACCAUUUUUAUAAGAAGCAUAUCAGGUAACAAUAAAAACGAUAAUCAUUUCAAUAAUAAUAAUAAUAAUUUUUUUGUAUUAAUAUGAUAAUCAUUGAAAUACGAUGAUUAUUAUUAUCAUUGAAGAUUAUUCUUAUACAAAUGGUGAUGAUUAUUAUUAAAACUUUGAUUAUAUUUAUUGUUGAUUGUUAUUAUUGUUAAGUAAUAUUAUUAAAAGUAUUAAUGAUUGUUAUGAUGCUGAUUUGAUUAUUAUUAUUAAUGUGUUCAUUAUUACUAAUAGUUUACUUAUAAUUUAUAAUAUGCUGAUUAUUAUUAUUGAUGAUUGUGAUUAUAAAUUUUAUAAUGUUCAUUGUUAUUAUUAUUUUUAUUAUUAUUAGUAUGGCUUGUUACCAUUACCCUUAUUAAAAUUAUGAGUGCGAUUAUUUUUGGUUAUUUUAUUAAAAUGCUUAUUAUUUUGUUGAUGAUUGUUAUUAUUAUUGAUAGUUGUUAAAGGUAUGCUGAAUAUUAUUGAUUAAUAUUAUUAAAAAUAUUGUUGAUUAUUAUGAUGCUGGUUACAUUAUUAUUAUUAAAAUGCUUAUUAUCAUUAUUGGUGAUUAUUAUUAUUAUUAUUUUUCCCAUGAUUAUUAUGUUUAUUGCUAGUAGACAAGUUAUCUACAAAAAAAAAAAAAAAAAAAAUAACAUAAAUUUAACUAACAUAAACCAUAAAUUUCUUCCACUCAAAAUGUAAAACAAAAUUUAAAAUUAUAAAAGCAUUAUUUUCGUAAAUUUUCCCGUUUUUCUACAUUUUUUAAAUUUAUUAUGAAAACUCCUGGGAAAAUCCAAAAUUUACCUCCCUAAAGUAUCGUCUCAGGAAAAUCCCCUUUUAGAAAAUUUGCUGUACCCAGUAUAAAAAAAUAAAUAUUGUAAAACCAAUACAUUCCUUGCUCCAAUCAGAAUCUAAAAUAAGAUGUUCUUAAUUUCUUAUAUUGAAGUUUGACAAUGUGUCAAUUCACUCUAAUAUUAAAAACCUGUCUUAGGAUAAUGGACAUGGGUGCAGCUACUGUUAUAGGUGAGAAGUAGGAGUAAAUGAAAAAUGUAAUGUAUAUCUGUAAGUAACGAUAAACCACUGCUAACGAAAAAACGAUUUUGAGCGUAGUUCAGUUAAUAGGGUUGCUUUGUCAACAGUAUAAAUGUAAUAUUAUGGUAAAAUAAUUACAUAUCCAUUAAACAUUUACUUUAAUAAUAUUUGUACCUAUUUUCCCGUUCUCCUGUUUUUUUCUGUUUUCUCCAAUAUAUUAAGAAAACUUCUGAGAAAAUCAAAAAAAUGACCUCCUUUCAGAAAAUCGGACUGGGGAUAUUCAAUAUAAAAUAUUAAUUUAAUUAAUAAUACUUAUAUUUUAUAGUUUAUAACUAUAACUAUAACUAUAAAGUUUAUAACUUGUAAAUAAGUGUUCUCCUUCAAACUUCAAUAAUGAUCCGUAUCUGCUUGAUGAAAAAUAAAUAAAUAAAUGGCAAUUAUUAAGCUAUUCGACGAUAAUAUGUAAAUAUAAAAUAAAAUCUACAUGGGUCGACAAGGAAAAUUACCAGUUUUGGUAGUUUUAGUUUACUACCAUAAUAAUAUGAUAUCCAUUCUGUAUUGUAUAAUAAUUUCUAAUAAUAUGAUGUGUUGUAACACAUUUAUACGUAUUUUACGUAUUUGUUUAUUUUUUACAUUAUGUGUGUACCCUAACAUUUUUUCUAAGGGGGCACACACGGCUGAGGCCCGGUCGGAUAUGCCCAAAUUGCCCGGGUGUUAGAUCCGCCACUGAAUUUAGGGGCUUAACCCAUUAGACCCAUGGUGGAGGGAUGCUUACAAAUUUUUGCUCUACGUCGCCAAUGGCUUAACACUGUUUUGAUCAGGUGGCUCAAUGUUUGUUUUUUUAUUUGUAUAUAUUGAUACAGAUUCUUCUUAAUCUUAUUUUUUGCAGGUGCUCUAUUAAUGCAGUUUGUGCUUAAACACAGUUUGUAUUUCUUCUAGGUGACUUCCGUGGUGCAGCUGGAUAAUACGACUUUACACGUACCCAGCAAAGGAUUUUUUAGCGGACUGUACGGCAGUGUGGUUGGGCUGUUCAAGUCCAAAUACAGAUCCACGGCCAUUAUAACGUUCAUCAUACAUUUCUGUGGCAAUGCUAGGUAGUUAUCUGACAAUCGAACGUAUUAUUGUUUUAAUACAACCAUAUUAGACGCUAACAACACGCCGAUCAUUUGUUUUUAAAAUAUGCGUUUUUAUUAGUUAUUAUUACGAUUAAAAUGUUCAUAAUUAUAAUCUAAACAACUGAAAAAUAUCUUAACACACUAUUAUAUACAUUCAUUUCUAGUUAAACCUAAUUUAAAUACGUGCUUGAUGAUAAUAGGUGUACAUUGUAAUAAUAAGAAUUUUAUAUCGUAUUUCUUAAAAAUGUAAAUUUAUUUAAAACAUUUUAAUGAAAAAUUAUUUAUUGUGAAAAACAAACCUAUAAACGAAUGCAAAAAAUUGUUUGACGGUUGAUCUCUGACAUUCGGAUCUGGGAUAAUUUCAAAGCAUUAUUAAAUUGUUUAUAUACAUUUGUUCGUAAUGAGACUUCUCAAUACAUUUUCAUGUAAAUUAUCUUCUUAGUGUUGGUCAAAAAAUAGGAAUAUACCGAUAUUCGUUCUUUUGAGUGGCUAUAAAAUUGGAAAAUAUAAGUAGCAUUUUUAAAUAUUUCGAUUAUUUUUCAUAUACCCGUAAAUUAGAUUGACUUCUAAAUCAUUAGAAUAAUAUGUGUUAUAUAUAAUAAUACACAAAUAUGUGUAUAUACAAAUAUAAAUUAUGAAUUAUAAUUAUAUAUUUGUAUCUAAAAUGUCUAAAACGUUGCUCUUCUUCUUUUUUUCUUCCUCUUUACCGUUGUUCCACAUAUCAGGACGUGCGAGACUAAUUAUUUACUAUACUUUAUUUUAUUGUUACCAUCCAUAUCUCCUUAUCGAAAAUUAUUUCCUCAUCUACUAUACACAUGUCAUAUUUCCACAAUCAUGUUUUUCACUUUUCUCUAAUAGUUUUCAAUUUAAUUUAGUUAACUUAUCUUCAUUUAUCGAUCUUCAUUGUUUAAUUCUUGACGAGAAACUAACUUUUUGACUAUAUUUCAUUGUCAAAACACGCCCGUAUACUAUUCUCUCUCAUUUUUGUUUGUUCCUAACUACCUAUUCCUACUAUUCCUUGACUACUUAUAAUAAUAUUAUAAUAUAUAUCCAUUCUUAAUCAUCUGUCCAACCAUAACACACAAUAUAUCCAAUAUUCACCUUAAUAUUAUUAUCGUUCCUUUUAUUUUUAUUUCAUAUUUAUUUUAUUUAAUGCCUAACACUCAAUCUAAGAACUAAAAUACAUAUUAGUUCGUGAUUUAGAUCCAUACAUCAUAUAAACAGAAAAAUCAUAAACGUUCUAAACCACAAUAUUUAUGUAAUAACUUGUAUUAAAAUUUUUAAUUGUAAAUUGUUUUUGUACAGUUACUACAUGAUGACAUUGUGGUUUCCGGAGCUGAUAAAUAGGUUUCGGCUGUACGAAACGUCGAAAAUCGCGGUGCCUCAAAACGAGAAAUCUAUGUGUGAAAUCGUGUCCAUGUUUAAGGUGAUACCGGAGAAAACUAAGAUGAAAUGUAUCGAUUACAUAGAGAAUUCCGUCUACAUGAACAUAUUAAUCAUUGGCGUGGCUUGUUUACCGUCGAGUAUCAUCGUUCCAUUAUUUGUCAGCAAAUUUGGAAUCAGGUUUUUUUUAGGUUCAAAAUUUUUUAGACAUUUUCAUUUUCAUUUGCAUGCGAUAAUUUUUCAAUUGGGUUUUCGUGUACAAAGAACGGACGACGUGAUAUUUUCAAAUGUAUCCGGUUUUUUACAAUUUAUUAUUUUUUAAAAGAUUAUUAUUGCCAUCUCCCAUCGAGUAAACUAUAUUCGCUAUAGGUUUUGCAGGUUUUAAAAGCGAUCCAUAAACACAUUUACGAAAUUAUGAUUUGGAAUAUUCCAUGAAUACAACAGUAAAGUAAAUAGAAUUUAGAUUAUUUUAUUAUGAUAGUUACGUAAAGUAAAUAGAGUUUAUCUAACCGUGUUAGCGAGUUUACCAAACAUGUUUUUUUUCCAAUUUAUUAUAUUUGUUUUAAUUUUUGUUGAUGAUUUUAAAAACAUCAAUUUCAUAGUAAAACUAUUAUUAUUAUUAUUGAAUACAUUGAAAUUAGUUAUGUACUUAUAAGGAUUUCUAAGCUGAAAGUCUAUUUCAAUAGCACUCGACACUAAUUUUUAUACUUUCAGUUAAUUUAUAAUCAUUUCCCGUUAAGUUAGCUGCAAAAAUCACUAAUUUAUGACAAAUUUUACAGUUAAAAAAUUCAUGCCUACAGCAUAAAUAGAUAUUCUAUAUAAUGGUAUAAUAUAAUAUCAACAUAUUAGGAUUUUUUUUAUAAUAAUUAUUAAUGUCUGGGGAAAAAAAAUUAAAGAAACAAUUUAAUGGGCGUUUUUUUUUUAAGUUAAAUUUGUAGACCAUUUUUGUGUUUGUAUAGGUCAUAAAUGCAUUUUUCAAAUGCUUUACGUUGAUCAACACAGUGAAAUACGAUAUUAUUGUUCUAUCCCUAGUGUUAAGUUUCAUAAUGUCGGGUAUAUCUGCCGCGUGCCUAUAUUUCAUCACAUCUUCGACGCAGAACCUUGUGAUAGCAUCCGUGUUUGAAGCGCUGUCCAGCAUGGGCAUGAACUUAAUAUAUUGCAUCGCCAUCGAACUUUUUCCUACUGAAUACAGGUAUUUAUAUAUUAGGUAUUAUUAAUUAAUAUAUUAAUUAAGGUAAUUUUUAGGGGGGGGACUUCAGAUGACUGUAGAGGGAUAUUCCCUCUCUAACUCCUGAAUCUCCGGCUAUACUAUGGGAAGGGGGGAUUAUGUUGUACGGUAUGAAAUUCCGUUCAUACUUUCAUUUAGUAUAUGUAUUAACAAUUUAGUUUCCAUUUUUAGGGGCAUGGCCACGUCAAUGGGCUGUAUGUUUGGCAAAGUAGGCGGCGUAGUGGGAAACAUCAUUAUUGGCCUUUUUAUCGACGCGCAUUGUACAAUUCCAAUUGUGUCGUCAUGCUCGUUUUUAAUAAGUGAGUAUAUAAAGUUUUAAAAAUUACUUACUGUGUAAUCAAUAUGGCAUUGUGGUCAAAUUUAAAUAUACACGAAGUGCAUAGUUAUCAAAAAAAGUUACAUAUAUAAUUUGUUUGAUAUUUGUAGUACUUUUUUUUAAAAAUAAGGCAAUACUGAAAACAAAUGAUGAUUAGUAUAAGUAGGUACGUCAGUUUAAGGCAAAACUAUCUAUAGCACGUAGAGAUUUGAAAUGUACAGAACAAAUAAGCAGUAGUGAUGCAAUAUAAAUCCGGAUUAUCCGAAAAUUUUAAUUUCGGAUUCAGACAUUAAAUUCCUAAAAUUCUAAUUUUAGAUUACGAAGUUUGAUUUUCGAUUUUUUAUAUCUACUAUAAAUAUGUUUGUGUAUUUUUUAAAUCCAUCGUUACGCUCAUAAUCUAAAAUAUGUAUUAAAUUAUUUUUUAUAUAUAUAUAUAUAUAUAAAAUGUAUAAAAAAAAUGUUUGUAACAUAUUUGACAACGGAUUACGUCGCCGUCCUAUAGAACGCCGCCCUCAAAAUUACCAUCACUCACCCUCCCUAAAUAUGCCUCAGUGUAUAAUACUGUGUUUACAGGAAAAAAACCAAAACACAAAACUUAAUUGGUUAUUGCAGCGCAACUAGUCGACCCGAGCUCAAUUCAGAAUUUAUCGUUAAACUAAAUUAGCCCCACUAGAGAAAGGUUCAUUUUGGUGUCGACUGGUCACCUACAAACCAACAGUUAAAACGUUUAACAUUAGUUAACCGUUUUAAGAAAUAAUACAUAUUAAUUGCAUUGUUAUACGUUUAGUUGCAGGUCUUUUGAUAUUUACAUUACCGUCAAAAUCAGAUGAAAAUCGACCAGAAAUAAAAUCAUAAUUAUUAAAUAUUAUAGAACAUGUGAUAUUUUAAACUUGUAUUAUCGAACAGAUGUCGUAACUGUAUUUAUGUGUAUAUUUUAUAUUGUAUAAUAACCGUCAAAUUGAUUAACUACUUUUGUUAAUAGUUUUUAUUUAACGUUUUUUUUGCAAAAUCGAAAAAAUGUCUAAUUUAAUUAAAUCAGACCACCACUUUGAAGUGGUGGGAAAAAUCAAAUAUUUGUACCAUUCGAUUGUGAUGACCAUUGGGAAACCCUAACAGCAUUAUAAUACUCUCGGAAAGGUUGAAUAUAGAAUCACGGGCCCAUUAUGGUCGUAAACCGUCGAGAACCGCCGUUGGCACGGUUAAUAUAAUGCCUGUUUUUAGACCAGUCCUUCAAGAGUAUUCUUGAAAAGUAUGGGCUUGAAAAUGCCGAAUUUUUAGUCGAUAAUAAAAAAAAAAACGGGAAAGUUUAAACAGCUCCCAACAGGCAAUAUUAGUCUUCACCUGGGAUGGAAAUGGGCAGUCAACGGGCGUUUACCGGGCUAGUAAAUUUUGUUAGGAAACAGUUUUUGGUCCGGCGAAGCACGGUACAAGAGCUUUUACUUGAUAAAAUCCACAAAAAUACCAUAAUGUACUGACUAGACAGAAUAUUCUACCUGAAUCCUUCCCGGAUAUCAACGAUUGGCCACCCUUUUCUAAUUGAAAUUAUGUUAACACAAAUAAAAGCACACAUUAUACGCUACGCUCAGAAUUUAAAUAAUUUGCCUUUAUAUUAAACUCCGGUAUAUUAUUUAAAUAAGUAAUUAAAUAAUAAAUAACAAUUAAAGAAAUUUGGAAAUCAGGCUGCCCUACAAAAAGUUGUAAAAGUCCCUAGUUUUGAUAACUCCAAUUUUAUUAAUAUUAAAAGUCGAAGAAGUCAGAACUUUUAUGGAACUUGUUUUAAUGCACACAAUAUAUCACUUAAGCUUAAAAAAACGUCGUAAUAAAAAAUAAAAUAAAACCAAAGAUUAGGCAAAUUUGAUAGAAAAAAACUGAAAACUUGUAUUAUUCAAUUAUUCUUACCUAGACUUAUGACUGCUUAUAUUCGCUUAUAAGAUUUGCUUAUAUUUUUGUCUUUACACUAAAUCUAGUAGAGUGCUAUGGAAAUUUAUUAUUUCAGCAUUUAAAAUUUUAAAUGGCUUGUUUAUUUAUUCGGUUUUGUAUUAUAUUUUAUAUAGUCUUAAAAAACUGACUAAUUUAUAAAAUAGCCAAUAUAGGUACUUUAAAUAUGUAUUCUUUAUUAAAAUUGUUCUUGUAUUGUAAUAAAUAAAUUAAAAAUAUCUAUAAUAUCAAAAAAUUAAAAUAAAUUAAAAUAUUUGUUAAGACUAUUGUUAUAUUGUAGACUUAAUUUGUUGUUAACACUUUUUUUUGUCUCAGUUAAUUUUAACUAAAACUUAAUCUAAUAACUUUAUUGAAAAAUAUACGUAUAUGGUCAAACUCAUAAUCAUAACCUUUCUAACAGUUCUAACUUUUCUGAACUCUUAGUACGAAAAAUCAUAACAAUCAUCGAAACGAUAAUUUCUUUAAAUUUUAAAAUUUGUUACAAUCAUUGGCGGAAAAAAUCGUAUAAUAAUCUAAACCAUUAUUUUAUCUUUCUUGAAACGCGUCACGAAAAUCAGUGAACGAUCAUAUAAUAAUAUUUAUAAUUCUCGAAUCUCAAAAAAAAAAAAAAAAAAAAAAUAUUAUAAUAUUGACUUAUAUCAUAAGCAUCAUCAUAAUGUAUAGAUUCGAUGUCGGUAUGGUCGUCGAAAUUUAAUUGUCGUCCGGCAUGUCUUCUACGAUUUUGAGUUUCUG
This is a messenger RNA of Cinara cedri, 16885 nucleotides long. The record is from the annotation of a GenBank genome assembly. NCBI's taxonomy places the organism in Eukaryota, Metazoa, Arthropoda, Insecta, Hemiptera, Aphididae.